CCCGGUAGUAGCUCUUCUCCGCCAGAAGUUUUCCCUACCUGGCAGCCCGGGGUGCUCAGCGCCAGUCUGCGGAACGCGGGCACUGCCCGAGUGACAGCGCCGGAGCAUGGCCUUGCACCUGGGCAGGCUGAGCGCGGGCUCCUGCUGGCGAGCGGCGCGGGGCUGCUGCGGAGAGCUGCGCGCUUGGUCCCCGCGCUGCGCGGCCGGACGCAUCUGCCGGCCCCCUGGAACGGCUGGCGCCGGGCGGUGCCGCGGGCUGGGGCACCGCGCGACGGAGGGAGGUGGCCCCCGGCUGGGGACCAGUCUGACCGCGGCGCUGGCGGGGCUGGCGGGGCUGGCCGCCGCCGCCUUCGGGCACGUGGAGCGGGCGGGGAUGGUGCCUAAGAGCUCGGGGGCGCGGAGCCCCUCGCCCGGGAGGUCGGAGGAAGAGGACGCGUUGGCUCGCCGCUGCAGCUGCUUCAUGGCCAUGCCUGUGACGGACCUGCGCGAGUUGCGGCGGAGGCCGGGCGACAUGAAGACCAAGAUGGAGUUGCUGAUUCUGGAGACCCAGGCCCAGGUGUGCCAGGCGCUGGCACAGGUAGACGGGGGCGCCCGCUUCUCUGUGGACCGGUGGGAGAGGAAGGAAGGCGGUGGUGGCAUCAGCUGUGUACUUCAAGACGGUCAUGUUUUUGAAAAGGCUGGGGUGAGCAUUUCUGUUGUCCAUGGAAAUCUUUCUGAGGAAGCAGCAAAACAAAUGAGAAGCAGGGGGAAAAUUCUGAAGACUAAAGAUGGUAAAUUGCCCUUUUCUGCUAUGGGUGUGAGUUCUGUUAUCCACCCCAAAAAUCCUCAUGCUCCUACUAUCCAUUUCAACUACAGAUAUUUUGAAGUAGAAGAAGCUGAUGGUGACAAGCAUUGGUGGUUUGGUGGUGGCUGUGAUCUCACUCCAACUUACUUGAACCAGGAGGAUGCAGUCCAUUUUCACAGAACUCUCAAGGAGGCUUGUGAUCAGCAUGGUCCAGAUCUCUACCCCAAAUUUAAAAAAUGGUGUGACGAUUACUUUUUUAUAGCCCAUCGUGGGGAGCGGCGGGGCAUUGGGGGUAUCUUUUUUGAUGACCUUGACUCUCCAUCCAAGGAGGAGGUGUUUCGUUUUGUGCAGAGCUGUGCCCAGGCUGUGGUUCCCUCCUAUAUCCCCCUUGUGCAAAAGCACUGUGACGAUUCGUUCACCCCCCAGGAGAAGCUGUGGCAGCAGCUCCGGAGAGGACGAUAUGUAGAAUUUAACCUGCUGUACGAUCGGGGUACAAAGUUUGGCCUCUUCACUCCAGGAUCCAGGAUUGAAAGCAUCUUGAUGUCUUUACCUCUAACCGCUCGAUGGGAGUACAUGCAUUCACCUCCAGAGAACUCCAAAGAAGCUGAGAUUCUGGAAGUUCUCCGUCAUCCAAGGGACUGGGUACAUUGAUGCAGGCAGACCAGCCUUCCUGGUGCUUGGGGGACAGGGAAGGUGUGCCCGCAUUCCAUUGGCCGGCACCAUUGCCACUGUGUGGCAGUUAGUUACCUGUGUCUUAGAGCUCUAGUCUUCUCCACUCUGUGGUUGGCCUCCUUGGCAGGUGGCAUAAUGCGUUUUAAGUUGGAACACAAGUUUCUGUUGGAUGCUGUUGGUGAUGGGUGACAGGUAUCAGUGACAGGUGAUGAAAUGGCAGCUAAUCAGAGUCAACUGGUUGACACAAAACUCAUUCGUACUUUUAGAACCAAUUUAUAUCACUAGUUUACAAAAUAUGACAUUGAGUUUCCAGGAAUUGACUUAAAGGAAUCUAAACGUUAUCAGGAAAUCUAUCAUGUUAUUUUCAUUUCAUCUGUUUUUUAAAGUUUUUGUUUCUUCCACAAAAAUGUAUCUUGGGAUAAAUUUUAUUUUCAUUACUUAAUUGGGGCUGAGACUUACUAAUAAUUUUAGACAGCAGAGAAAUGGAAAUAAAUGUUUUAGUUUGUCAUUACUGCAUUUACUUUGAUCCUUAUCUUCAUCUUCAUUUAGAGAUCAUAAUAUUGGAAAAUUGUCAUUUUUAUAAUGGUAGUUAUUUAGGAACACUUGAAAUUCUUUUAAUCUCUGCAUGUGUUACAAUUCAAUGAUUACCUGUAAUUGUAACUCUAAAGUGACAUCACUGUUAAACUUAAAUAAAGGAUAUCUAAGUUGUACUUUUCAUUUUAAUAGAGCUAUACUUUGUUAAUGUUGGGAUUCUCUCCACUUUUGAAUGUGAAAGCUUAUAACCUUGGCUUUUCUGAUUUAAAAUUUUCUAUUUCAGACAUUUCUAUAUGGAAGUUUAGACUAAGAACAAUCCUAGAGGCUGUGAAUUUAGGAAAUGUUUCUCAUUUGGUAAAUUAAAGCAGGAAUAACUAGUGUGAAAAGCAUGUAGGCAUUUUAUAACUAUAUUCCUUUGUAAGAUUGACAAAUUGAAAUUGUCCUCUUUUUAAAUUAGAGAUUCUGUAACUGCAUUAAGAGAAAGAUUGCAACAGAAUUCUUAACGUGGCCUUUUUGUUCACAUAAUAAUAUGAAUGUGAUUUAUUCAUGAUACAUUGAAAUUUAUGAGGAACAGUACCCCUCUUAUAUUAUUAUUAAGCAUUAUCUUGAAAUAUGUUGAAUGUAUGUAAUUGUGUGUAACUCUAGGGCUAGAAAAUAUGAGUUCUUCAAAUGUCUUACAACAGAUCCUCUGAUAACUUAUGAAAUAUCACUAAAAAAUGUUCAUAUUUAUUAUUUUCAGGGUAUUUGAUAUAGACAAGACAACUAUUUUUUAGCACAGACUGUAGUUCCUUAUUCCUAGGUAUUUUACCCAGGAAAAUAGAAGUUUUACACUUAAAUUUUCAUUGCAGCAAUAUAUUCUUAUGUUAAAAAACUGCACACCAGUGAAAAGAAACAACUAUUAAUAAACAUAACAGCAUGGAUGAAUAUCAAAAACAUGAUGCCAAGAGAGAGAAACCAGAUACAAAAAGCACUCAGUGUGUGACUACAUUAUAUGAAAACCUAGAAAAGCCAUAACUCCAACAAGAGAAAGCAGAUCAGUGGUUGCUCGGAGCUGGGCCUGAGGAAUUGAUUGUAAAAGGGAAGAAAAUAAUAUUUUGAGGUGAUAAAAAUGUUCUGUAUAUUGAUUAUGGUACUGCUUACCAGACUGAGUUUUCAAAACUCAUUGAAUUUGAUCCCUAAAGCCAUAGAAUUUUAUUGUGUAUAUGAUUUAUACUUCAAUAAAGCUGAUUAAAUGGAAAAAACCUA
Molecule: messenger RNA, 3235 nt
Organism: Manis javanica (Malayan pangolin)
Lineage: Eukaryota; Metazoa; Chordata; Mammalia; Pholidota; Manidae
Gene: CPOX
Product: coproporphyrinogen oxidase
Cellular component (GO): cytoplasm
Molecular function (GO): coproporphyrinogen oxidase activity
Source: RefSeq, a predicted model, not a curated record